AUGCAACAGCAAGUCCAGUCAAUCCUCAGCGACCUGGACGGAGCUGUUCGCUAUAUCGAAGAAGGUGCCGAUGUUCAUCCCAACCGCAUUGACCUCGCAAAUGGAGCGAAACCAUCCGCAGCCCAAUCAUCAACACCGAAUCCUUUCUCACAAGCUUCAUCAGCGUCAGUAUCGCAAACUGCAUCAAAUCCGUUCAUGAAGGCUGCGACGGCACCAACUUCAGCAUUUGGCCAGGCGUCCACUCCAGGAUCCACCUCCGCAUUUGGCCAGGCUUCUACCCCUGGGUCAACGUCCGCCUUUGGCCAGGCCUCCACACCAGGAUUCGGUCGACCUGCUUUUGGACAGCCUGCGAAUCCAGCUCAAACGACCUCUGCAUUUGGCCAGCCUUCGAACCCAGGCCAGGCUGCCCCUGGCUUUGGUGCAGCCUCCAGUCUCGGAGCGAAAACAUCGGCUUUCGGUCAGACAUCUGCAAUGGGUGCUGGUGGUGCGUUCGGUAAACCAGCUUUUGGUGCAUCUGGAUUUGGCCAAGCAUCGAUGCCAGGUGUUGGUAGCGCUCUAGGGCAGAAGCCAGCCUUUGGACAGGCGUCUGCACCAGCUGCGGCAACUGGAUUUGGUCAGCCAAGUGCUGUGGGACAGCAAGGGAAUGCGUUUGGCAAACCAGCCUUCGGACAAAGUGCCUUUGGGCAGACAUCACAGCCAGCUGCAGGGUCCUCACCCUUUGCACAGGCAGCUCAGUCGAGCGCUUCUCCGUUUGGUGGUCAGUCAGCCUCGACAUCAUCACCAUUUGCACAGCAGCCAGCCUCCACAACAUUGCCAUUCGGUCAGCAACCACCUGCCCAGGCAUCGCCCUUCGGCCAACAAGCACCAGUGAAGGCCUCACCGUUCGGCCAACAAGCACCAGUGAAGGCCUCACCGUUCGGCCAACAAGCACCAGCUCAAGCCUCGCCUUUUGGGCAACAACCCCAGCCGACGCAGUCAGCAAGUCCAUUUGGUUCAAACCAAACCCAGCAAACAACAGCCCAGGCCAAUCCGUUUGCUUCUUCUGCAUCGCAGCAGACCAGUGCAUUUGGCAAGCCUAGCCAGCCAGCCUCUGGCACGUCACCUUUCGGUGCACCACAAGCUCAGGCUGCAUCUACACCAGCUGCAAAUCCCUUCCUACAGAAGCCAGCGGCAACGACACCAUCUGCUUUUACUAGUUCACCAGCCCCAGCUGCUUCACCUUUUGCACAGAUGUCCACGCAGCCCCAGCAACAAGCUCAACCGGCAGCUCCAUCUGGCGCAGCUAAGGAGAUUGAUCCCAAGGAUCGUUUCAAGGAAGGAAAGCCCGAGGAGUACGAGGGCGAGCAAGGUCGAAUCUUGGAGGAGAUUUAUAGGCGUGUUGGUCAACUGGGACGUUUCAACGAUGACGAGGAAGUCCCACUGACGCCGCCGAAGUGCGAGUGGAUCAUGCCGAUUCCGAUACAGUCUUGA
Molecule: messenger RNA, 1470 nt
Organism: Parastagonospora nodorum SN15
Lineage: Eukaryota; Fungi; Ascomycota; Dothideomycetes; Pleosporales; Phaeosphaeriaceae
Exons: 1
Coding region: 1-1470 (489 amino acids)
Source: RefSeq, a predicted model, not a curated record